Messenger RNA from Spizellomyces punctatus DAOM BR117, 2081 nucleotides. RefSeq lists its product as uncharacterized. Gene Ontology annotation, molecular function: transmembrane transporter activity. The coding region runs from base 167 to 1840 and encodes 557 amino acids. Gene Ontology annotation, biological process: transmembrane transport. The transcript is spliced from 3 exons. The record is from RefSeq and is a predicted model, not a curated record. NCBI's taxonomy places the organism in Eukaryota, Fungi, Chytridiomycota, Chytridiomycetes, Spizellomycetales, Spizellomycetaceae. Gene Ontology annotation, cellular component: membrane.
CGUCAACUGAUAAAGAACACUCCGUCAUUUCCUUACCCCCGAGUUUGUGUUUUUUAUUAUCCGCAACCCAACUAUAAAAAGGACCACCCGCAAAGGUGUCGGUCCUCUUGCCUUUAACGGCGAGUAGGUUGUAAACACCUAACCUGAAAAGGCCGCGUCAACUCUUAUGGUCAUGUCGUCGUCACCCACCCAAGCGCAAAGCUCUAGUCAGCACGUCAACUCGGCCUCUGAAACAACACCUUUACUCAACAAUGCACCUGACGCCAGCGAUGGGUCGACGGGAGACAUCCGUCCAUGGUAUCGCCGUCCUUCCCCCUUACAUGUGGUCCUCCCGCUGGUCGGGACUGUGUUUUCGUAUAGUGUCUCAUUAGUCCCUAUUCAGCAAUUCAUGUUGAUGUAUCUCUGUGGAAGAUAUCUGGCCGUAAAAGAAGGUCAAGCCGGAACCGCAGCACUUGGAUCUAUUUUAUCAAGCGACAGCAUCAACGACCUGCCGUCGUUUGCAAAGUGUAGAGAAAUCCCUGAUGUCCAAGCCUUGGCCGCAAAAUGGCAAAUGAUUUUGACACUGUCAACCAGCGUACCCGCAUUACUCGCUACGCCGCUGAUCGGAGCGCUGUCCGAUCGCGCAGGACGGAAACCAGUAUUCUUUCUCCCAAUACUCUCUGGACUCAUUGGAUCUUUGGCUAUCCUUGCCGUUGCCCAAUUUGAUUUUGGACUUUGGAUCCUCAUUUUGGUGCACUUGUUGCAAGGAUGUAUGGGAGGCGAUCUUGCCAUUGUCAUGAUUACCUUUGCCUACAUUGCAGACGUAACAACUGCGGAGACAAGAAGCAAGGUCUUUGUAACAAUUGAAGCGCUGACGUUCAUAUCCUUUACGAUUGGGCCGUAUUGUGGAGGUGUGCUCACUCGGGUGCUUCCCUCAGGAGUGAUCGGCGUUGUUUAUGUCACUAUCAUUGGGCAGCUUCUGACAGUGGUGUAUGUCACCCUCUGCCUCCCCGAGUCAUUGACACCUCCCAAGCGCUCUGUGACUGAUCCCGGGCUGUCGACACCAGCAGCCAAACCAUCAGUACUGGCCACGCUCAUCUCAUUUGGUCCGGUUGUGCGUGUUGUUAGCAAACCUCCUCGGAUAUAUCUUCUAUCGCUGGUAUUCAUCACAUCGACCUGCGUGGGCGGCAUUGCACUCUUCUUUUACUAUGCAUCCUAUCGGUUUGGCUGGGAUGCUUACGACGAGGGAGUUUUCAUGUUGUAUGCUUCUGGAACUCGGGUGUUUUGGAUGAUGGGUAUAGCAACCAUUCUUUACAAAGUGUUUGCCGGCGAACGACAUGGAGAGUCUGAAACAGAAACCAGCCUGCGAAAGGUGCGACUGGAUGUGCGUAUCGUGAGAAUUGGUAUGCUUGUGCUGGCAGGCGGCUGGAUUUUGUUAGGGCUUGCAUCGGCCUCAUGGAUGGUGUAUGCUGUGACAUUUUGGAAUGGAAUUGGCACACUUGCCAAGCCCACCAUUCGAUCCCUUCUAUCACGCUCUGUCCCUCCUGCGCUACAAGGUCGGCUCUUCUCUACUAUUCAGGUGACAGAUCAGGUUGCCACUAUCUUCUCCAACUUGGUUUUCCCACCAAUCUGGGCUGCCAGUGUCGGCGGUCCAUACCCAGGGCUAUUUCUGCAAAUCAUUGGUGGGCUGUUCUGUAUCGCCGCAUUUAUCGCGUGUGCCUUUAUCAAGGUUGGAGAUAUUGCAAAUGGUUUUCAUGGGAAUAUACCCGUUAGUGUAGAUGCGGAGAAGGGUACCGAAGAAGUGGUACUGGAUGCAGAAACAGAUGGAGGAGAACGGGAUGCAGAGAAUGCUGCUGCUUAACAACGCCGCUGGGCGUACGGAAAGUAACAUGUAUAUAAGAGGUUUGCUUCCAUUUUGCUGCUGGGUUUUGGAGUAUUAGGGAUAGGAUUUGCAAUUUGGGUUUCGGUUAUCCACUAUUCUUUGCUGGUGUUUUAAUUCAUCCUAUGUAGAUAUAUUAGUAAUGGGCUUAUACAUCGAAAAAUGCGAAAGAGUUUCAUCGUACAACGAGCUCCAAUGUGUAAUGCAAAUAUAAGCUUCUCCC